UCUCAUUUGCUCCUUGAACGCACUUCCUCUGCCUAAUUUUGUUCCAAGGCACUUUCUAAAAUUAGGGCAUCACUCUCUCACUCUCUCUAGCCAUUGAAGAUGAAGAUAAGUUCUGUGCGUUUCCCUUGCUAUGGGAACUCUUUCCUUUCUACAUUUAGAGCUUAUUAUUCAAGUCAUAAUAAUACAUCUAUUUCUGCAAAGGGUAAACUUGGGUUAAAUAGCAAGAUUGAGAAUGUCAAGUGUUUAGAUGAUGCUGUUACUCUCUUCCAUCAAAUGGUUAGAAUGAAGCCUCCUCCUUCAGUUGUCAGUUUCUCUAAAUUGUUUAAGACUGUACUAACUAUGAAGCAUUAUUCUGCUGUGGUUUCUCUUUUUGGAGAAAUGCAGAAAUUGGGUACCCCAAUUGACGGAGUCAUCUUGAAUAGCGUGAUUAACAGUUAUUGCCUGAUGCAUCGUGUUGACUGUGCAUUUUCGGUAUUACCCAUUUACUUGAAGAAUGGCAUUCCAUUUAAUGUUGUCACCUUUAACACCCUAAUAAGGGGAUUAUUUGCUGAAAAUAAGGUUAAAGAUGCGGUUGAAUUGUUCAAAAAGUUGGUUAGAGAGAAGAUUUGUGUGCCCAACGAAUUCACAUAUGCAACUGUCAUGAAUGGACUCAGCAAAAGGGGCCAUACUGAGAAGACUUUGAGUUUGCUCCGGUUAAUGGAACAGGGGAAUACUAAGCCCAACAUAAAGAACUACAACAUUGUGAUAGAUGCGCUUUGCAAAGAUGGAAACUUAGAUGCUGCCAUCAGCCUUUUGAAUGAGAUGAAGCAGAAAGGCAUUCCUCCGGACAUAAUCACUUAUAAUUCAUUAAUUAAUGGUUUUUGUAAGCUUUGUCAAUGGGAAAAGGUUAAGACUUUGUUCUCUGAGAUGGUGAACUUUAAUCUUUAUCCAAAUGUGCGCACCUUUAACAUGAUGAUUGAUGGACUAUGCAAAGAAGGGAAAGUUGAAGAUGCCGAGGAAGUAAUGAGACACAUGACCCAUAAAGGUGUAGAGCCUGAUGUGAUCACCUAUAAUGCGAUAAUGGAUGGAUAUUGUUUACGUGGUCAACUGUAUAGAGCGAGGAUAAUGUUUGAUAUCAUGAUAGAUAAGUGCAUUGAGCCUGACAUUAUUAGCUAUAACAUACUAAUAAAUGGAUAUUGUAAGGAAAAAAAAUUGGUCGAGGCCAUGCAAUUGUUGCGUGAAAUUUCUCAAAGGGGAUUAAAACCUAAUACUUUUACCUACACUACUAUCUUGCAAGGCCUAUUUGUAGUUGGAAGAAUUGGAUCUGCUGAAAAAAUCUAUGUUGAGAUGCUAUCUGCAGGGUCUAUUCCUGAUUUGUACACUCAUGUCACAUUGCUCAAUGGUUAUUUUAAGUAUGGGCUGGUUGAAGAAGCUAUGUCACUUUUUAAUAAGUUGGAAAGGAAGAGAGAAAAUGUUGAUAUUGAAUUGUACAAUAUUGUCAUUAAAGGAUUGUGCAAAAAUGGUAAACUCGACGAAGCUCAUGCCAUAUUCGAGAAGCUUUCUUCAAUUGGAUUGCUUUCGGAUGUGAGAACAUACACCGCAAUGAUAAAUGGAUUUUGUCUUGAAGGAAUGUUUGAUGAAGCUAAAGAUAUGCUAAGAAAAAUGGAAGACAACGGUUGCUUAUCAAACAAUGUCACUUAUAAUGUUAUUGUGCAAGGAUUUCUUAGGUGUAGCAAAAUUAGUGAAAUGGCAACUUUCAUGAAGGAAAUGACUGGAAGGGGCUUCUCAUUUUAUGCAACUACAUCUGAGUUACUGGUAAAGGCUAUAAGCGAGAAUCCUUCCGUCCUUGACAUGAUACCAGAGCUUCACUGAAAAAUUAAGAAGUUAAUAUCUCUUUCGCUUGGUUUAUUCGCCUAUACUAUCACUAUGGUACAAGUUCCUUUUAUCUCCGCAAAAGAAAUGGCGUUCAGUGCAAUUAUAGAAGCUAAAAAUUGUCAAUUAAAAUGUUGCUUGGGCUUUCCAGACAGGCUUAUUGAGGAGGAAAUGGUUGGAAGGGGCUUCUCAAUUGAUGCAACUACAGCUGAGUUCCUGGUAAAGGCUAUAAGCGAGAAUCCUUCCGUCCUUGACAUGAUACCAGAACUUCACUCGAGAAUUAUGAAGUGAAUAUUUCUUUCACUUGAUGUAUUCGGCUACACUAUCACUGUGAUACAGUUUCCUUUUAUCACUGCAAAAAAUGGUUUCCAAUGCAAUAGAACGUUGCUUGGGCUUUGCAGGCAGGCUUAUUGAGGGAUGCAGAUGAUACACCAGAAUGUUACGACCAUGGCGGUUUUGGAUAAUGGGGAAAACAAGUCACUUGCUGGAAUUAUUAGAGAAUGAGGUAUCAACCACUUAUAAAAGAUAUCAGCUUCUUCUUGACUGGCUUUUCGAGUUGGUGAUGUGACCUCUUUGCUUUCUGUACUAGUUUUUGAAUUUUGAAAUUGUUCCAUGAUCAGGUCUGCAUGUGUGGCUUUGUCAUAGCUCUCAUUAAAGAUAUUUUGUUGUCUAUGAAAUAUGAAUCCUGUGGACACUAUAA
This is a messenger RNA of Lycium barbarum (goji berry), 2551 nucleotides long. Its product is annotated as putative pentatricopeptide repeat-containing protein At1g12700, mitochondrial. Lineage: Eukaryota; Viridiplantae; Streptophyta; Magnoliopsida; Solanales; Solanaceae. Gene Ontology annotation, molecular function: protein binding. The coding region runs from base 100 to 1851 and encodes 583 amino acids. The record is from RefSeq and is a predicted model, not a curated record. The transcript is spliced from 3 exons.